AUGGAUUCCUCCAUUCAGCGUUUGCUAAAUGAUAAGCUCUAUGAUCGGAGGAAACAGGGAGCCUUGGAGUUAGAGAAAGUUGUUCGAGAUGCCGUUUUCAAAGGAGCACAUGAAAAUAUUCAAAGAAUUGUCGAGCAGCUAUGUCAUGACUACGCCUACGCAGUACAUCAACCUCAUGCGAGAAAUGGUGGCUUGAUCGGGUUGGCUGCGGCCUCCAUCGCGCUUGGAUCGGAAGGUGUUGCGCCAUACCUGAAAGAAAUUGUAAAACCAGUGCUAGCUUGCUUCACCGACCAAGAUGCGCGAGUCAGGUACUACGCUUGUGAGAGCAUGUAUAACAUUGCCAAAGUUGCUAAGGGGGAGAUUUUGUUGUUCUUCAACGAAAUUUUCGAUGCGUUGAGUAAAUUGGCAUCCGAUUCGGAGCUUUCAGUCAAAAAUGGCGCAGAACUCCUUGAUAGACUUGUUAAAGACAUCGUGUCUGAGUCCGCCGCAUCUUAUGUCUCGGUCUUGCAGCUUUCCGAGAAGCAAGACACAGACCCGGAAGCUUUGGAAGACCCUGACCUUCCAACGGCAUUUUCUCUUCCAAUGUUUAUACCAUUACUCAAAGAUCGAAUUGAUGUUAUCAGCCCAUUCACUCGGAUGUUCCUGGUAUCAUGGUUAACUUUGUUGGACACAAUACCUGACCUUGAGCUUGUUUCAUACUUACCAGAAUUUCUGGGAGGUCUGGUCAAAUUCCUUGGUGACCCUAAUAGAGACGUGAAUGUCGCCACCCAAAACCUGCUAGAUAGGUUCCUGUCAGAAAUCAAGAGAAUCGCUCGUCUCAAGAAAGGCAUUGAAGAGAGUCGCAAGGGACAAGGAAGCGAGAAUAGACAAUCAACUACGAGUGACAGCAUUAGCACAACUACCGAUCAGACGGCUGCUGCCGAAACCGAGACUGAAACUGAAGCUGGAACCAAUGAUGUUGCUAUAGAAGAUUCUGAGGUGGACUCUACAAUUGAUGAAGACGGCUUGCAUGCAGAUGGAGAUUGGAUUCCAGGACAAGAUGUCCAAAUAGAUUACCCCAUGAUACUAGGCAUCUUGGUGGGCUUCGUUGACACAUCUUAUGAGGAAGAGAUGCAGUUGACAGCGCUGCGAUGGAUCGAUAGUUUCUUCGAAAUAAGCCCCGAAGACAUACUUCCUUUCGUUCCACGUCUUCUGACCCAAGUACUUCCAGCUAUGUCCAGUGGCUCGGACCAUGUGCGGCAGGCCGCAAACCGAGUCAACACAUCAUUGCUAGAGUAUAUUGUGUCUCUAUCUGAAGACACAUUAUCGGAUGAGACACGACAGUCAUCAUCUUCGAAACUAGCAUCUACACCUAACAAAGAGACUGAAAGGAGAGAAUCUGCACCAAACACCAAACCCUCUGAUGUAUCCGCAACCGCCUCUAGGAAGCAAUCGGCGCAGGAGUCUACGCAAGAACCGACGCCUCGGAGCAGUGUCAUGUCCACACCAGUGCCGCCUGCUGAUCUCGAUUAUGCUGCGGCUGUCAACUCGCUUACACUGCAGUUUUUGAACGAGAACGAAGCCACAAGGGUAGCUGCCCUCUCCUGGUUGAUAAUGCUGCAUCGGAAGGCCCCCAAAAAGGUGGUGGCAUUCAACGAUGGAACGUUUCCUGCUCUGCUUAAGACACUAUCCGAUCCAGCGGAGGCAGUGGUGACGAAGGAUCUCCAGCUCUUAUCCCAGAUAUCGCGGAAUAGCGAGGAUAGCUAUUUCAAGUCGUUCAUGGUGAACCUCCUUCAACUGUUCUCCACCGAUAGGCAUUUACUAGAGGUCCGCGGAAACCUCAUUAUCCGCCAGCUUUGUAUGAAUUUAAGCCCGGAGCGCAUUUACAGAACUCUAGCCGACUGUCUUGAAAAGGAGGAGGACAUUGAAUUCGCCAGUAUUAUGGUACAGAAUCUAAACAAUAACCUGAUUACGGCGCCCGAGCUCUCUGGGCUGCGAAAACGGCUAAGGAACCUGGACACCAGAGAGGGCCAGAUGUUCUUUGUGGCUUUAUUUAGGUCUUGGUGCCACAACUCUGUCUCCACGUUUUCACUGUGUCUGCUUGCACAAGCAUAUGAGCAGGCCUACAACCUUCUCCAAGUCUUUGCCGAGCUCGAAAUGACUGUCAAUAAUUUGAUUCAAAUUGAUAAGCUGGUCCAGCUUUUGGAGUCACCUGUCUUCACCUAUCUCCGACUUCAACUGCUGGAACCAGAAAGUUAUCCAUACCUCUACAAAUGCCUCUAUGGUGUCCUCAUGCUCCUUCCGCAGAGCUCUGCCUUCGCGGCUCUAAAGAACCGUUUAAACAGCGUUAGCAACAUUGGCCUUCUCCAUACACCCCGACUUUCCACGAUGGUCUCAGCCUCCGGCUCAAGCACCUACGAUCGCUCGACAGGCAGCCGCAACAAACGCGAAGAGAACUCCAUCCGCUGGGUCGAACUCCUCGAUAAAUUCAAAACCGUCCAGGAAAAGGCUCGCCGAGCACUACGUGCAAGGGAACGUCCCUUCGACGACGGCGUCGCCGGCUUCCAGGGUCAUUCGCUAGCUGCCGCCCUCUCUGCUGCAGACCAAGCGCGGAACAAGGAACGGGCAAACCUCCCAGAUACACCGCGAACAGGCCUAGGUCUUGGAGCCAGUGCCGAGGGACGGCGGAGUCCUGCUGAUAUUGGAAACCAGAAAGGUGGUUCUAUCCUGGGUGCCGCGCAUAGACAUAAAACCAGUCUUCCUAAUUUGGGACGUCUUGGUAUAGGGAGUAGGAAGUCGAAACGGUAA
Messenger RNA from Aspergillus bombycis, 2787 nucleotides. Its product is annotated as VAC14 family protein. The record is from RefSeq and is a predicted model, not a curated record. Gene Ontology annotation, biological process: positive regulation of kinase activity; phosphatidylinositol biosynthetic process. Gene Ontology annotation, cellular component: endosome membrane; PAS complex; fungal-type vacuole membrane. The transcript has 10 exons. NCBI's taxonomy places the organism in Eukaryota, Fungi, Ascomycota, Eurotiomycetes, Eurotiales, Aspergillaceae. Bases 1 to 2787 code for a protein of 928 amino acids.